Pangasianodon hypophthalmus (striped catfish) is the source of this 2089-nucleotide messenger RNA. RefSeq lists its product as uncharacterized. Gene Ontology annotation, molecular function: Rab GDP-dissociation inhibitor activity. The record is from RefSeq and is a predicted model, not a curated record. Gene Ontology annotation, biological process: vesicle-mediated transport; small GTPase-mediated signal transduction; protein transport. Bases 619 to 1947 code for a protein of 442 amino acids. Lineage: Eukaryota; Metazoa; Chordata; Actinopteri; Siluriformes; Pangasiidae. Gene Ontology annotation, cellular component: cytoplasm. The transcript is spliced from 11 exons.
GGGAGGAGUUAAUAAACAAACAAAAAAAAAGAAAUAAGUUUUCAAUGAGUUUUCACCCCCUGGUUUCUGAGUGCGCCAUUUUAAAUAAAAGUUUAUUCAAACUGUACAGUAAUACAUUUGCAGUUCUAAUACCAGUUAAAUAUAAUUCUAAUUAAUUUAACACUAAUUAGGGAAUCUGUCUGUCUGGGAUUGUUGUCUGUCCAGGGCAGCUUUCUGUCUGGGGACAGCGUAUCUUCUUGUCUGGGGUGUUCGUCUAUCCCCGUCUCUUCGUCUGUCUGGAACGCAGGUGUGUCUGGAACGCAGGUGUGUCUGGAACGCAGGUGUGUCUGGGGCAUUUGUCUCUCUGGAGUGUUUUCGUGUCUGUGGAUCAGUGAAUCAGUCCUGCAGCUGCAAUGCAAACCUGCUCUCAGGCAUCACUUCAGUGCACAACAACUUUCUUCCUCUCCGUCUCAGAAAGAUCUCGUCCUCCUAAUGUUCCUUCACUGAGAGGAUUAUGACUGAUGGGAUGAUGUAUUACGGUGUUUAUGAAGAUGAUGACACACACACACACACACACACACCUGCAGCAGCUUCACCCAUCCAUGUGUUUAACUGUCAGUGAGCUCCAGUGGAUUCAGCAUGCCUGACUUCGAUGUCAUCGUCCUGGGCACCGGGCUCAAGGAAUGCAUCCUGUCCUGUUUGCUGUCCAUCUGCAGGAAAAAGGUUCUUCACAUCGACCAGAACCCGUAUUAUGGUGGAGAGAGCGCCUCCAUCUCACCUCUGGAAGAGCUCUAUAAGCAAUUCCAGGUUCCGGGACCUCCUAAAGGAAUGGGACGUGGCAAAGAGUGGAAUGUCGACCUCAUUCCAAAAUUUAUGCUAUCCAACGGGCAGCUGGUGAAGAUGCUGCUGUUUACGGAGGUGACGCGAUAUUUGGACUUCAAAGUCAUCGAGGGCAGUUACGUGUUCAAAGGUGGAAAACUCCACAAAGUUCCCAUCACAGAGGCAGACGCUCACGCUUCAGAUUUGAUGGGCAUGUUUGAUAAGAGGAGGUUCCGGAAGCUGCUCCUCUUCAUCCUGAACUUUGACGAGCACGACCCGCGCACUCACCAGGACAUGGACCCGCACCGGACCACCAUGAGGGACGUGUUCCGCCAUUUUGAUUUGGGAUUGGACGUAGUGGAGUUCGUUGGACACGCACUGGCGCUGUACAGCACUGAUGAUUAUCUGGACCAGCCGUGUCUGCAGACCAUCAAGCGGAUCCGGAUGUACUCGGAGUCUGUGGCUCGGUACGAUCACAGUCCUUACCUUUAUCCGCUGUACGGACUCGGGGAGCUGCCGCAGGGCUUCGCCAGGUUGAGUGCUCAGCAUGGAGGCACGUACAUGUUGAACCGCCACGUUGAUGACAUCAUCUUGGAGAAUGGAAUAGUGGCGGCGGUGAAAUCUCAAGGAGAGCUUUUCCGAUGUAAGCAGCUCCUGUGCGAUCCCAGCUACGUCCCCAACCGGGUGAAGAAAGUGGGCCGGGUCAUCAGGGUCAUCUGCCUGUUGAACCAUCCAAUCAAAAACACUCACGACGCCAACUCGUGCCAGAUCGUCAUACCGCAGACGCAGGUGCACAGGAAAUCCGAUAUCUACGUGUGUUUGGUCUCCUCCUCUCACAACAUGGCUCCUGAAGGGAAGUACAUCGCUGUAGUGAGCACGACCGUAGAGACGAGCAACCCGGAGAAGGAAGUGCAGCCGGGACUGGCGCUGCUCGAACCCAUCAUGGAGAAGUUCGUCUCCAUUAGCAACCUCAUGGUGCCCACAGAUGACGGAAGGCGGAGUCAGGUUUUCGUGUCGCGCUCCUACGACGCCACCACACACUACGACAUGGAGUGUGAGGACAUUAAGGACCUUUUCCGGCGCAUGACAGGGACAGAGUUCAGCUUCGAAGAUUUCCGCAGAGAGUGUGAGGUCGACACGGACGAUUAGAACUGCAGCACACACACACACACACACACACACACACACACUUUUUGAAACUGGUGUUAUAAUAAAUUGUUCUACAGCCUGGUGAACACUACAGAAGUGUUUAAAUAUUGUGUACAAUAAAAUAAACUCUAAUUAAUACUCA